This is a messenger RNA of Boleophthalmus pectinirostris (great blue-spotted mudskipper), 3942 nucleotides long. It is a transcript of the gene kcnj14, whose product is annotated as potassium inwardly rectifying channel subfamily J member 14. The coding region runs from base 1296 to 2882 and encodes 528 amino acids. The record is from RefSeq and is a predicted model, not a curated record. Gene Ontology annotation, molecular function: inward rectifier potassium channel activity. The transcript has 6 exons. Gene Ontology annotation, cellular component: plasma membrane. NCBI's taxonomy places the organism in Eukaryota, Metazoa, Chordata, Actinopteri, Gobiiformes, Gobiidae. Gene Ontology annotation, biological process: regulation of monoatomic ion transmembrane transport; potassium ion import across plasma membrane.
AGGGGAAGAACGUCUUAAGUCCUGCACUUGGGUCCAAUUAUUGAUUAUGAUCCAGAGGAGUGUCCGGAGGUCAGAGGUCACUGGUUCUGACGCCUGAGCUGACGGAGUUGUCUGUUCAUGUGUGGAGUCGUGCGGCUGGCGAAGGAGAGAGAGCUGUGACUCAUCAAAUAAACAUGGAGAAAAUGUCCGCAUGAUUCCCAACACAGGAGGACAGCAGUUUGGAAACUGAGUAAAUUGUGAUUCGCCAAAUACAUUAUAUGACGAAGCUUUGUGUGUUAGCUGGACUCAAGUCAAGAUGAAUCCUUAUGUGACCAUUCACUUCAGGAGGGACCUUUUUCCACAUUUCUACUUGUUGUAGUCGUCCUCCGCCAAGCUGCAGACUCAGGCAUCCUGUACUUUUUCAUUCUUGGACAAUGUUUGUUUCACCUAUAGCUGCAUUUUUCUGCAUUAACUAUAUUAACAGUUUGUAAAUUUUCAUUGUAACACUUCUACAUCACUUUGCUCCAUGUAGUCUGUCUGAUUUUAGGGGUGCUGAGAACAAAUCUGAGGUGACGACUGAUCAGGUGACUUCUUUGCCUGUCACUUUCUCUGCUUUUCUGAAUGAUAAUACCAGAAGAGUUAACAAAUGUAGCUGUUAUGUUGUUGAGGUAAAUAGUUGGGAGAAAAACUGUUCAAGACACGAUUGAGCUAAACUGAUACUACUGAUACUGCUGACUGUCUAGUUUGUAGUUUAUUUAUAAACUCUUACACACUUAGAUAUUUUACCUUUAAGUAAUGGGUAUUUUAUCCCUGUGUCCCACUCAACAGGUUGAUAUCUGGAAAAGGCAUUGUAAGAAUAGGCAUGUUUAUUCUUGAUUUGCUUGCUGUUAGACCUAAAUGACCCUCUGGUCCUUGUGUUAAACCUUGCCCUUCUCGCUUUACUGAUGUAGUUGUUCAAAUAUUUCUCUGUAGCCUAUGAUGACUCUUUGUUUAAUUUUUUUACCUGCAUUUUCACACCUCUUGACCUGCAUGCUCUAUCAAUGUUUAUAUUUAGUUCAUUUAUCCUUGGGCUUUUUUCACUCCUGUUUUAACCUGACUUUUUAGUCUCCCACAUUGUUAUUUUCUUAGCUUGUUUUAAAACAGUUUUGUUUUGAUGGACAAGCAGAACUCUGAGCAGAAAACUGACCAGUAAUCUUGGAAAGAAGUAACUCCAUUUGUUAUAAUGGAUUUUCUGGCAUCUCAAUAGCUCAAUGUUUUGAACUUUUGUUGCUGCUACAAAAAAAGAAAGUGCUUUUGAACUGCACAGACUGGCGAGGAUGGGAGCCGCUCGUGUUAAGCGGCGCUUCAGUGCUGUGGUGGACGGCCCGGUGGAUGAAGAGGAGGUCAUGAGGCUGGCACAGAACGCAGCAGACACAGCCCGAGUCGAGGGCAGCCCCACGGACUCCAGGAGCCCCAGCAGCCCCUCUCCCACCUCCCCCACACUCGUAUUCAACAGCAAAGCUCUGUCUCUGCAGAGCAACUCCAACAAUGCCCGCAGACAGAGCGACUUCAUAGACUCAGCUAGAGGAGUAGGAGGAGAGGGCGGAGAGCCAGCACCAGGCAGAGGGGCAGGUGUGGAGGGCACAGAGGAUCACUCCUCUCUGUCCUCAGCCUUCACCAACCGCCGCCGAAACAGGCGCUCCAGCCGUCGGCCCCGGCAACGCUUUGUGGGCAAAGAUGGACGCUGCAAUGUCACCUUUGUCAACAUGAGCGAGAGGGGUCAGCGCUACCUCAGCGACCUGUUCACCACCUGCGUGGACAUACGCUGGCGCUGGAUGCUGGUUGUCUUCACCCUCUCCUUCCUCCUCUCCUGGCUGCUCUUUGGUUUCACCUUCUGGCUCAUUGCCUCUGCGCAUGGAGACCUCGCCAUGGACCUGACCCUCAGCCCCAGCAGCUCCUCUGCAGCAGGAGGCGCUGGGGAAGAAGGGUUUGGGGAAGGCGCUGGGGAAGGAGGGACUGGGGCAGGAGGAGCUGGGGCUGCGGCCAAUAGAGAGGCGGUGGAGCCCUGCUUCAUGCAGGUGACCAGUUUCAUGGCAGCCUUUUUGUUUUCUCUGGAGACACAGACCUCUAUUGGUUAUGGCUUUCGAAGUGUGACUGAAGAGUGCCCCCUGGCGGUGGUGGCGGUCGUGUUGCAGUGCAUUGUGGGCUGCAUCAUUGACGCCUUCAUCAUCGGGGCGGUCAUGGCAAAGAUUGCUAAGCCCAAGAAGCGCAAUGAGACUCUGGUGUUCUCUGAAACAGCCGUGGUGGCCAUGAGGGACGGAAAACUCUGCAUGAUGUGGAGAGUGGGAAAUCUACGCAAAAGCCACCUGGUGGAGGCCCACGUACGAGCACAGUUUCUUAAGUCCAGAGUGACCACUGAGGGAGAGUUUCUUCCUUUGGACAAUGUGGACAUAAAUGUGGGCUUCGACACUGGCACAGACCGGAUCUUCUUGGUGUCCCCCGUCACUAUUGUUCAUGAGAUAAAUGAUGAGUCUCCUUUUUAUGAGAUGGACCAGAAUGCUCUGGAGAAGGACUCGCAGCUGGAGGUGGUGGUGAUUCUGGAGGGCAUGGUGGAGGCCACAGCCAUGACCACACAGUGCCGCAGCUCCUACCUCUCCUCUGAGAUCCUCUGGGGACACCGCUUCGAACCAGUGCUCUUCAAAAGGAAAGAUGGCUACCAGGUGGAUUACUCCUUUUUUAAUCGGACUUAUAGAGUUCCCAGCACACCGUCCUGCAGUGCUAAAGAGCUGAAUGAACAGACAUGUAUCCACAGCUCACGCUCCUCUUUCUGUUAUGAGAACGAGGUCGCCCUUCAGCUCGCAUCCUCCGAACUUGACCAAAAACCAACACAGAGACCAUCGUCAGAGCACCUCCACUACAACUGAACCCAGAUCAAAAAGUAAAAUAAAAACACUAAAGUAUUUAAGAUGUCAGCAGCAGCUGACUAAUCCUCUGCUCUGAUUGGUCCUGGCAAUCUGCCCAAGUCUUCAGACACGUGUCUCCCAUCUGGCCCUUCACCACAGCACUGAGCAUAAAUCAGCCAAAUAAUGUACAGCAGCACCAUCUAGUGAUUGAAACAUGUAACUGCACAUUAGUUUGAUCCUGGGAGAUGAAAAUCCUGGAUUAUAACUUCACUUAUGGGUUUGCAAAAUCUUGUGCACAUGUGUAGAAUCCCACGUCUGUUUUAGGGACUGUCACAGGAAUGUUUCACUUUAAAGGCCUUAUAUUACACUCUUGUGAACUUUAAGUCAUGCAAUAAUGUUGUUAUCUCCUCAAAAACAUACCUAGAGUUCUAUUUAGUAUGCCUUUAUUAUUAGUCUGUUUAUAUCUCCAAAGCUAAACAUGCUCUGUUCCACCUUGGGAUGUCAUGAAGCCGACAUUUUCAAGUUAAUAGCUCCUUUUACCUUUUGGUCAGUAAAGAUUGACCAUUCCAGGCCUGAAAUAAUACAAAUUAUUCUUGUGAAACUGGAGUUUAAUAACACAGUGGAGCAUUCCCUGUAUUGCAACAUCACAAGGUGGAACAGAGUGGUUUGUGUUUGAGAGAAGACCUCAGCCUAAAUAUGCAAGAUGUGUGUUAAACAUGUGUGAAUGAAAUUAAACAAAAUUCUAGGUAUGUUUUUGAUGAAGACACAUUAUAACAUAGAUCAGAAAAGAAUGUUAUAUGGGCUCUUUAAAUGAAAACUUUCCAAUGGUAAGUAUUAUUCUAUAAAAUGUACUAUUAUGAGGGUGUGAGGCUUUGACUGGUAGAUUUUGACGGAAUGGGAACAAUGUGUUAAUUUUUAAUAAUAUAGGAGGAAUGUAUUUUUAUUCUAUGAAAUGGUCCAGAUAUAGUUUUACUGAGGAUCAGCACCAAUUUCAGGCAUUGGGGCAAAGACAUGAUUAUGCUUCAGCAGUUAAAAGCUGAACAUACUAGUACAUUUCUUUGUAUGUCUAUAUUAACAGAAA